CUCUAAUACAGACACCAAACUAUUGAAUUAUCUGAUCCACAUGGCUGUCUUCCCAAGCAGCUCCAACACCUCACUUUAUCAGCCUCCCAUUUCCGGUUAAAGCCAGUCAAGUAUGUUGGCUAUAACUUCUUCAAUUGUUCACUGAUCGACAGAGAUUCAGAUUUGGACUACUAUUUGGUUCCGUGCCUCAAUACCUCAACCGCUCGAGUGUACGCCAUUCCGUCCACUGAGAUAGUGGAAUACUUGCCCCUGUGGUUUUGCACCAAAAUGUUUAAUGUUUCUUCCAAACCUUCUGAUUUUAAAAUUCGUGACAACUUUCUUCGUUUGGAAUGGUCAGAGCCCAACUGUAAGCAUUGUGAAUCAAAAGGGAGAACAUGUGGAUGGAAGAAUCAUACCGCCAACAAUCAAGUAUAUUGUUUCCGGGAUCACAAAGGUUCUUCAACAGCUCUAGUGACUACAGGAUCAGUCCUAGGGUCCUUGUUCUUUAUUCUGUUGACUGGUGCAGUCUACCACAUCUAUGACUCUUACAGACUGAGGAAAGAAAAACAAGCAAUAUUUGAAAAAUUUCUUGAGGACUAUAGAGCUCUUAAGCCCACCAGAUACUCUUAUGUAGAAAUUAAGAGAAUCACCAACAAUUUUGAGCACAAGUUAGGAGAGGGAGCCUUUGGAACCGUGUUUAAAGGAAGCAUUUCCAAAGAAAUUCCUAUUGCUGUGAAGAUCUUGAAUAUUUCUCACGGAAAGGGGGAAGAAUUCAUCAAUGAAGUUAGCACCAUGGGUAGAAUCCACCAUGUUAACAUUGUUCGCUUGGUGGGUUUCUGUGCUGAUGGCUUUAGAAGAGCUCUUGUUUAUGAGUUCUUACCAAAUGGUUCACUGCAGAAGUUCAUCAAUUCACCAGACAACAAGCAGAACUUCCUUGGUUGGAAGAGGCUUCACGAAAUUGCUUUAGGAAUAGCCAAGGGAAUUGAGUAUCUUCACCAAGGUUGUAAUCAACGCAUUCUCCACUUCGAUAUCAAGCCUCAAAAUGUGCUGCUAGACCAUAACUUUGCUCCCAAAAUAUGUGACUUUGGUCUAGCUAAAUUGUGCUCAAGGGAUCAGAGCAUAGUGUCAAUGACUGCAGCUAGAGGAACUUUGGGGUACAUUGCUCCUGAAGUGUUCUCAAGAAACUUUGGCAAUGUAUCUUACAAGUCAGAUGUUUAUAGCUAUGGAAUGAUGCUGCUUGAAACAAUAGGAGGGAAGAAGGUCACGGAAGACAUGGAGGAAAAUACUAGCCAGGUUAACUACCCGGAAUGGAUUCAUAAUCUUGUAGAAGAACAUGAGGAAAUGAGAAUCCAUAUUGAAGAAGAAGGGGAUGCAGAAAUUGCAAGGAAACUAGCUAUUGUGGGACUUUGGUGCAUCCAGUGGCAUGCCAUGGAUAGACCAUCAAUGCAAAUGGUGCUUCAAAUGUUAGAAGGAGAUGCAGACACAACUCCAAUACCUCCUAAUCCUUUCACUUCUUCAGCAGGUGCAGGGCCAAGGAGAACAAGUGCAACUGUGAGUGUUGCUGCAAGACAACUAACCCAAGAUUUAGAAGUCAUCCAAGAGUUAGAGUGACUUAUUAUACUUUACUAAGGUGAGAUGGACUUUAUUUUCUCUUGUGUAUGGUAUAUUAGUUUUGUAUGAGCCAAGCUACAAGAUUGCAUAUCUCCCCUUAUAAUUCAUGUCAAUUUCAAAUAUUUAUUUGCAUCA
Lotus japonicus is the source of this 1725-nucleotide messenger RNA. Its product is annotated as rust resistance kinase Lr10-like. The record is from RefSeq and is a predicted model, not a curated record. The transcript has 3 exons. Lineage: Eukaryota; Viridiplantae; Streptophyta; Magnoliopsida; Fabales; Fabaceae. Bases 268 to 1590 code for a protein of 440 amino acids. Gene Ontology annotation, molecular function: protein kinase activity; ATP binding. Gene Ontology annotation, biological process: protein phosphorylation.